CCGGGUCUUAAUGGCGUUUCUGGCCUCAGCUGUGUUUGCUCAGAGGGACCAAAGAUCAGCCUAAUUCCAAACUGCUAAUCCCUGCAGGUAACUUUCCGAGGCUUCAGCUAAUGAAGAUGUCUGCAAAGACACUUUCAUGACUGUUUGUGUGAGUUCAUGCACAUAGUUUAUGGGAGGGGAUCCGCUGUGCAGUCAACUGACAGGACCAGCAAACUCCACAUCUGCACCAUGGACUUCAUCUUCCACCUGCUGUUCUCUCCUCUCCCACUCCCCAUCGUCUUCUCACUAAUUGCCGUCGGAGUUGCAACUCUGUUUUACCUGAGCGCGCGGCCCAGUCCCAUCAGCAGCCCGGCUGACCUCAACCGCCAAACGUUGGGCGUCAAGGAUGGUGCAAGAAAGACGGCUUUGUUGGAGGACAACAACAACUUGAUGUCGUACUACUACAGUGAUGCCAAAACCCUUUAUGAAAUAUUCCAGAGGGGUCUGAAGGUUUCAGGCAAUGGUCCGUGUUUGGGCUACAGAAAGCCAGGAAGGCCGUACCAGUGGCUGAAGUACAAGCAGGUGUCUGACAGAGCAGAGCACCUUGGGUCAGGACUCCUUCAAAAAGGCUUGAAGCCAAACACCAACACCUUCUUUGGCAUCUUUGCUCAAAACAGACCAGAGUGGAUUAUUGGUGAACUGGCAUGUUACACCUACUCUAUGGUGGUGGUUCCCCUGUACGACACACUGGGUCCCGAGGCCCUGGUGUUCAUUAUCGACCGAGCUGAGAUCUCCACGGUGCUCUGCGACAAUCAGAAGAAGGCAGAAACCUUGCUACAGAACCGGGAGAAGGGCGAGACUCCGGUCCUGAAAAUGAUCAUCAUAAUGGAUUCUUUCAGUCCAGAGCUGAUUGAGCGAGGAGCAAAGUGUGGAGUGGAGAUCAUGUCCUUGGAGGACAUUGAGACCUUGGGGAAGAAGAAUCUUCAAAAGCCAAUUCCACCAAAGCCAGAGGACCUCAGUGUUAUUUGCUUCACCAGCGGCACAACAGGGGACCCUAAGGGAGCGAUGAUAACCCAUGAAAACAUCGUUGCUGAUCUUGCAGGUGUCAUCAAGAUCUUUGAGUCAUCUUUUGUUCCAAGUACCCAAGAUGUCAGCAUUUCAUUCCUGCCUUUAGCCCACAUGUUUGAGAGGAUUGUACAGGCGGCAGUAUAUGGAGCUGGAGCUAGGGUGGGAUUUUUCCAGGGGGACAUCAGACUGCUGCCAGAUGACAUGAAGACCCUCCAGCCCACCAUUUUCCCCGUGGUUCCUCGACUGCUUAACCGCAUCUACGACAAAGUCCAAAGCGGAGCGAAAUCCCCUUUCCAGAAAUGGCUGCUGAACUUUGCUGUGGAUAGGAAAUAUGCUGAAGUGCAGGAGGGCAUCAUCAGGAGGAACAGCAUUUGGGACAAACUCAUUUUCAACAAAGUCCAGGAGUCUCUUGGAGGUCGGGUGCGGCUGAUGGUGACUGGAGCUGCACCCAUUUCUCCAGCUGUGCUCAAAUUCCUCAGGGCUGCUCUGGGCUGCCAGAUCUUUGAAGGAUAUGGUCAAACGGAGUGUGCAGCUGCCUGCACCUUCACCAUGCCUGGAGAUGCCACCACUGGCCAUGUGGGAAUGCCUCUACCAUGUAAUUACAUGAAGUUGGUAGAUGUUGAAGAAAUGAGCUACUUUGCCUCCAAUGGUGAAGGAGAAGUGUGUAUUAAGGGCAAAAAUGUGUUCAAAGGUUACCUGAAAGACCCAGAGAGGACUGCAGAGGCCCUGGAUAAAGACGGCUGGCUUCAUACCGGAGACAUCGGAAAAUGGCUUCCGAGUGGAGUUCUGAAGAUCAUUGAUCGCAAGAAAAACAUCUUCAAGCUAGCUCAAGGGGAGUACAUCGCCCCAGAGAAGAUUGAGAAUGUGUAUGUGCGCAGUGAAGCUGUGGCCCAGGUCUUUGUGCAUGGAGACAGUCUGCAGUCCUGCCUGGUUGCCAUUGUGGUCCCCGAUGCUGACGUCCUGCCAAGUUUUGCCAAGAAACUGGGGCUCCAAGGCUCUAUUGAAGAACUCUGCAAAAACUUGGAGGUUAAGAAAGCCAUCAUUUCUGACAUGACCAAAUUAGGUCGAGAAGCUGGUCUCAAGUCUUUUGAGCAGGUGAAAGACGUGUACCUCCACCCUGAAAUGUUCACCAUUGAGAACGGCCUGUUGACUCCAACCCUCAAAGCCAAGAGAGCAGACCUCAAAGCCUUGUUCCAGCCACAGAUUGACCAGCUUUAUGCCAAAAUUCAAUAAACGACUCCUGCACUUGA
Oryzias melastigma (Indian medaka) is the source of this 2297-nucleotide messenger RNA. It is a transcript of the gene acsl5, whose product is annotated as acyl-CoA synthetase long chain family member 5. The record is from RefSeq and is a predicted model, not a curated record. NCBI's taxonomy places the organism in Eukaryota, Metazoa, Chordata, Actinopteri, Beloniformes, Adrianichthyidae. Gene Ontology annotation, cellular component: mitochondrion; membrane; endoplasmic reticulum. The transcript has 22 exons. Gene Ontology annotation, biological process: long-chain fatty acid metabolic process. Gene Ontology annotation, molecular function: arachidonate-CoA ligase activity. Bases 157 to 2280 code for a protein of 707 amino acids.